AUGGGGAAGUUGGAAGAAUAUUUGAAGCAACGAGAGGAUAUUACCAACUACUUGGAGGCACUCGUACAAGUUCAUAAGGAGGCGUUAUCUGAUGGAUCAGAUGGUAAUCAAUUAGAUACAGUGCGGGAACACAUAUCUGUAUGUUUUUCUGAUCUUUUGAAGAUUAAUGAUAAGUUGAUUUCUCAUAAUGGUAUUUUAAAGAACGAGAUGUCAAAACUAAUCGAAGUCCGAGCAGAGGUAUUAGAACUUUCAACAAAAGAGAUAGAAUUACUUAAAGAGAAGCAUAUUUGGGAUUUUGAUAGUUCAGUACCCAAUAAGGUAUUGGAUAACCGUACAACGAAGUUUACCUUUGAAACCCAUUAUAGGGACGAUAUGAAUAAUUAUAUUGAAUUGGUUGGAAUUACAAACACUUCGCUUUCAAGGGACUACAAGGAAGAUAACCAUGGGAUAGAAGACAAUUUAUAUCAAAAAAAUACAUAUGAAGGAUCAGAUGAAAAUAAUAGUGUCUUAACAAGAGAUGACACUUUGAAAUGUAUGACUUACCUACACAAUGCAAGUAGUGCUGUAAACAAAGACAUUCAAGCUUUAGAAGGCAUUAUAAAAAAUAUGAAAAAGGAUCAAAACUUUCUUCAGGACGAAUUAAAAAUACAAACUAGUAAGAUAAGAACUAUCAAGAAAAGAAUUUUGAAUGAUAUUGAAACCAUUAAUAGAAGGACAGAAAAAAUUCUAAAGGAGAUCAAUCUGACAAUACCGAACCAGUCGGAAGUAAAAGAUAAAAAGUUGAUUAGUUUGGCCAAAGGUAAUUCUAUCAAUAAUCAAAUACAAUUGUCCCGCGAGAAAGUGGAACUCGAAAUAGAGUUCAUAGAUAUCAAAAAAGAUACAUUUGCUCAUAUGUUUAAAGAAUUAAAGAAUGAAACGUCCGGUUUAAAAUCGCAAAAUGAAUUAUGGAAGGAUUGUUUAGAAGAAGUCGUAUCUUUGGAGAAAAAGCUUAAAUAUAAGAUUUCAAGGAAAGGAUCAGGGCCAAUAAUACCAACUGAUCUAAUAAAAAUAAUUCAGACCUCUCUAAAUUAUCUUCAAGAACUUAUGAACUUAAACAAUAGUAAAGUGAUAUCUUCAAUAAUAGAAGAUGAAAAAGACACUUUAAUAAGGGCUUGCAAAGAAUUAAAGAAACAGUUACCAGUAAUAUAA
Maudiozyma barnettii is the source of this 1188-nucleotide messenger RNA. It is a transcript of the gene ATG23, whose product is annotated as Atg23p. Lineage: Eukaryota; Fungi; Ascomycota; Saccharomycetes; Saccharomycetales; Saccharomycetaceae. The transcript has a single exon. The record is from RefSeq and is a predicted model, not a curated record. The coding region runs from base 1 to 1188 and encodes 395 amino acids.